GUCGAAUAUAAACAAACACUCGAAUCAACGAAAUCAGCACGUGUAGUUUGAAACGAAGUAAAAUCUCGACGUAAAAAGACGCAAUCGGCUUCACUUUAAACGCCGGAAUGACCUGCAUUGGCAAAGAAAACGGCUACCUGAUUUACCGGGGCAGUAACUUUCUCAAGCAACGGUUGAUCCUGUCGACUCUAAGCGGAAAACCGAUAAUAAUCCGUGACAUCCGGGUGCUGGACGACACGAAUCCUGGCCUAAGAGAGUAUGAAACCGAUUUGCUGAAACUGUUUGAUCAGAUAACCAAUGGAACGAGGAUUCGUGUGGAUCAAAGUGGCUGUUCCUUCAGCUACCAACCCGGAUUGCUACAGGGCGGAGCGUUUCAACACGAUUGCUGCGUAGAGCGAGGCAUCGGAUACUAUUUGGAUGUUCUGUUGGCAUUGGGACCAUUCUGUAAGCUACCGCUGGACGUUACCCUGACGGGGGUGACAAAUAGCGCGGAAAGUCCUUCGGUGGAUCACAUUAAAGCUUCGGGUUUUGCAACGCUGAAACGAUUCCUGCUGGUGGAUGAAGGUUUGGAGCUGGUGGUCAGAAAGCGAGGAAUGAUGCCCUCCGGUGGUGGAGAGAUCACGUUCAAGUGUCCGGUGCGGAAGACCCUGAAGGCGAUUCAGUGUACGAAGCAGACGAUGGUCAAACGGAUACGAGGAAUGGCUUACUGCUGCAAGGUUUCGCCAGCGAUGGCCAACAGGACGGUGGAGUCGGCGAAGGGGGUGAUGUUGAACUUUUUACCGGAUGUUUACAUAAACACGGAUCAGCAGAAGGGGAAGCGUUCCGGGAAUAGUCCUGGGUAUGGGGUAAAUCUAGUAGCGGAAACAACCGAUAAGACAAUGUUUUCAGCUGAGUCAAUCAGCCGGACGUUGGAGUCCGGUGGGAAUCCCUCGAUACCAGAAGAACUGGGUAAGGAAGCGGCUAUGAAGUUGUUGGACGAGAUCUACCGGGGAGGAUGUGUUGAUUCCGCGUUCCAGUGGAUGGUGACACUGUUUAUGGCGCUCGGGCAGAAGGAUGUUUCGAAGUUCCUGAUUGGGCCGCUGUCACAGUACACGGUCUACUUUUUGCAGCAUUUACGGGAAUUUUUCGGAAUAACCUUCAAACUUGAGAAUGCCGAUGGGGAAGAAGACGAUGAUUCGAUGGAGGAGGAUGGACUAACCGGAUCGAAUAAGGUCAUGCUGACCUGCGUCGGUAUUGGUUACAGCAAUUAUAGCAAAAAAGUGACGUGAGUUUCGAUUUUAUUAAAUUUCAAGAAGCUUAUGAAGUAA
Molecule: messenger RNA, 1307 nt
Organism: Topomyia yanbarensis
Lineage: Eukaryota; Metazoa; Arthropoda; Insecta; Diptera; Culicidae
Gene: Rtc1
Product: probable RNA 3'-terminal phosphate cyclase-like protein
Exons: 2
Coding region: 108-1268 (386 amino acids)
Biological process (GO): ribosome biogenesis; endonucleolytic cleavage of tricistronic rRNA transcript (SSU-rRNA, 5.8S rRNA, LSU-rRNA)
Cellular component (GO): nucleolus
Molecular function (GO): RNA endonuclease activity
Source: RefSeq, a predicted model, not a curated record